Penicillium longicatenatum is the source of this 3009-nucleotide messenger RNA. RefSeq names its product formin-mediated actin nucleation enhancer. The record is from RefSeq and is a predicted model, not a curated record. Lineage: Eukaryota; Fungi; Ascomycota; Eurotiomycetes; Eurotiales; Aspergillaceae. Gene Ontology annotation, molecular function: cytoskeletal regulatory protein binding. Gene Ontology annotation, biological process: establishment of cell polarity. The transcript has 2 exons. Gene Ontology annotation, cellular component: cell tip; cytoplasm. The coding region runs from base 1 to 3009 and encodes 1002 amino acids.
AUGGCAUCAACGUCUGGUCGCAGCUCAUCGGCCUCUGGCCGUUCCCAAUCGGCAAAGGGCGUGCCCGAUAAACAGAUAUCCCAAAUUGAAAAGAGCGUGACUCACCUGCUUGUCGCAACAAAACAACUACUUGAGACCUUGACGCAGUGGUCUCGAAAACAAGCCUCUGAAACGGACGUGUCCGAUGUAUAUGUGCGCCUUGGUUACGAGUUCAAUCUGGCAUGUCGUGCUUUCAAUGCGAUCGGUGUCGAGACUUCCGACCUAGGCCCGGUUCCAGACGUUUUGCGCACAAUUUUGGAAGACACAUUAAGCCAGGAUGCCUCUUCUCAAAGCCUCGACCGAUACCUACCCCAAAUUCGCGACAUCAUCAUCAACUUGCUCCAUGGUUUGAAGAAAAAGCAGGCGCGUCUCCGGUCACGACAUCAGCGGGAGGAUGGGCGAGGACUCCCCGGGAGGCAAGCCAGUGCGGGCAGCAUUUCUAGCAGCAACUCCGCCAUAGGCCAACUCUACGAUGAAGCAGCGGCUUCUACCUUGCCUCAGUCAAACAUCCAAUCCCCAAAACGGUCAGCCCGUCGUUAUGGCAGCAAUGGAUCUCUGGAAGAAGUCCAGGGGACCCGUCGUACAUCACCCCCGGUACCAGGAGAUCCACGCAGUUACUCGGAACGGGACACCUCGAGACGGGAGGCCCAACAAAUGCUCAGCCAGCCACCCACCGGCGGUGAAUCGAUUUCCCAAAACGCCCCGCCUUCAGCCCCUCCAGAUUUCCCGGCCCCGCCGCCACCUCCCAAGGAGGAUGACGCGUUAGGUGCUUUGCAGAGAAGUGGGGAACUAGAGCGACGGGCUUCCCGGCGGUUCUCCGCAUACCAAAUCCAGAAGCAUUUGGGGACCUCAUCCAAUGGGGUGCCGGUUCUUCCUACUCAGAAUUCUCCAAUCCCUAAUCGUGGACGGGAUGUCCGCGAAUCUCUCAAUGCGGUCCGUCUGCGAGGAUCAUACGCCCACUCUCGGCAGCGGUCCUCGAAUCGUCUACAAGAAACUGCCAAGACUGCCCAGCCCCAGCCAGGGGCAGGUAUUCCUCAGGUGGUGGAGGAGGAACGCAUCGAACCAUCUAGCCAAGUGGCUGAAGAGCCAGAGAAUAACGAAACCCCUCGACCCCUGGAUCAAAAGCCCGAACCCCCCGCUAAGGAUCACGCUGAGGCUCCACGGGAUCAGGAAGCUCCCCCUAGCUUCCCGCGGCCACCAAAGGGACCUUCGCUCGAUGAGGCUUUUGACCCCGAAAAGGCCCCUGCACCUGCCCCUGCCACAGGCACACGCCCGGAAACGCCAAAGAUAGCCCGUCUAGACCCAGCUGACAUUGCCACACCUCCCUCGGUUGCUCAGUACGUGGCAGAGCAGCCGUCUCCAGGCAAAGAAUUAACUCUGUUCUUGCAGUACAAAAGCAAGAUCAAAAAGUACGUGCUGCCGGACGGCAUCGCGGAUCUCACCAUUGGACGCCUCCAGUUGGCAUUUAUCGAAAAGUUUGCGUGGAAUACUCACAACAAUGGCGCCGAUCUACCUGAGAUUUACAUCCAGGAUCCGAUUUCUGGGAUUCGACAUGAAUUAGAAGAUUUGACCGACGUUAAGGAUCGGUCGGUUCUUGUUUUAAAUAUGGACAGUCUAGAUGAGGUCAAGAAGCAUUUCGAUGAGGGCUUUGGAGGAGUUCGCACCUUGGUGGAAAGUGUGAAGGAGGCAUUGGCUGGCCAAGGAACUGUUAUCCAGUUGGUCCAGGCCCGCCAGCUUGAAGCUGCCAAGGAAAUGGCCCGUUUGGCUGCUGCUCCUUCAGCACCUGCACCCGUGACUGCAAGUACUGGCGGCGUCCCUAAGGCUUUGAUAUCUGCAAGUGGAAGUCAAAUCGCGGAGCUGCAAAGCCUUCGCCGCGAUCUGGCCGUCUUGCGCCAAACCUACUCGAACUUUACAUCUGAUGUCACCAGUUCUAUGAGCGCAGUCCGUGCCAAAGCAAGUAAGGUCAAGGCUGCUGCUGAGGACGUCGCUGUUCCCACCUAUGAGGGCGACGCUGGCCGUGCGCGGGUCCAGACUGGUAAGAAGGAGCUUGGUGACGAAUCGGAACGUCUCGUUGCACGCGUGGAUGACCUGCAAGAUCUGGUUGAGGAUCUUCGGAAGGAUGUGGUUACCCGAGGUGUCCGACCUCUCCCAAGACAGUUGGAGGGUGUGAGUCGUGAUAUCAGUAAUGUCAUGAAGGAGAUCAAGAAGAUGCAGGACUUCCUUGGACGCGAGAAGCCCAUUUGGACUAAGAUCUGGGAGAAAGAGCUGCAACUGGUCUGCGAAGAGCGGGAUCAGCUCACCAUGCAAGAAGACCUUGCUGCUGAUCUGCAGGACGAUCUUGAGAAGGCGGCCCAGACUUUCGCUCUGGUAGAACAGGCAACCAAGGAACAAGCCAUGGAGAAGGCGAAUGGCGGCGGUGUCGUUGGAGCGGUUUCUUUGCGGGCCCCUUCGCGUACUCUUGGAAUUGACCCUACGGUCGACCCUAUGAAAGCCAAGGACGGUGUUUUGGGUGAGGUUCGUGCGCUACAGCCCAACCAUGAAAGCCGCCUUGAAGCCAUUGAGCGAGCCGAAAAGGCUCGCAAGAAGGAGCUUGAGACUCGACGUAUUGGGCUGUUCCAGAAAGAACUUGGCACCUUUGUUCAAGAGGGCAAGCUGAAGAAGAGCGGUGGUGUUGAGGAGGCCGAACGACUUCGCACUGCCAAGGAUGAUCGCAUUCGGAAAGAAGUCUGGGACCGACAGCAGGCCCGCAAUGCGGAGAUGGAGAAGGCCGAGGCUGAAGCUGCUGCGGCGGCAGCCGCUGCUUCUGAAGAAAAACCCGAAGAAGAGGCGGACUCAACUGAGCCGGCACCGGAGGAAGAUAGGGCGAAGUCCCCAAAGAAUGACGACGAGGCUCCGGCCGGAGAAGAGGCUAGUCUCGAUGAACCGGCAGAGCCAGAGCCAGAGCAAGCGCAUGAACCUGGAUCCAUAUAG